Triticum dicoccoides is the source of this 1507-nucleotide messenger RNA. Its product is annotated as 3-hydroxyisobutyryl-CoA hydrolase 1-like. Gene Ontology annotation, biological process: L-valine catabolic process. The record is from RefSeq and is a predicted model, not a curated record. The coding region runs from base 102 to 1247 and encodes 381 amino acids. Gene Ontology annotation, molecular function: 3-hydroxyisobutyryl-CoA hydrolase activity. NCBI's taxonomy places the organism in Eukaryota, Viridiplantae, Streptophyta, Magnoliopsida, Poales, Poaceae. The transcript is spliced from 14 exons.
AUCCCUCCUUCCCCUGGCCGCGGCUUGGCUUCGGGUCUCCUCAUCGAGUCCAACUCGAAAGGCUCCACUGCUCCAGGUGCUUCGCUCCACCAGCUGACGACAUGGCCUCGCCGGCGACCGGCGAUUCCGAUCAGGUACUGGUGGAAGCAAAUGGCUCUACACGGACAUUGGUUUUGAAUAGGCCAAAGCAGUUAAAUGCUCUCUCCUCUGCAAUGGUUACAGAACUUCUGAAAUGUUUCACUUCUUAUGAGGAAGAAAACACAGUUAAACUGUUGAUUGUCAAGGGGAAAGGAAGAGCAUUUUGUGCUGGAGGUGAUGUUGCUGAAGUCGCCCAAUCUAUAAAUAAUGAUACCUGGAAAUAUGGUGCUGAUUUUUUCCAUACUGAAUUUUUGUUAAACUAUAUCAUUGCAACUUAUAGCAAACCACAGGUUUCUCUACUUACUGGAAUUGUCAUGGGUGGAGGUGCUGGUGUUUCUAUACAUGGAAGGUUUCGGGUUGCCACAGGGAACACGGUUUUUGCAAUGCCAGAAACAGCACUGGGACUCUUUCCAGAUAUAGGGGCUUCUUAUUUUCUUUCUAGACUACCUGGGUUCUAUGGAGAGUAUGUUGGCCUUACUGGUGCAAGAUUGGAUGGUGCAGAAAUGCUUGCAUGUGGCCUGGCAACUCAUUUUGUCCCUUUGAACAGGAUGCCACUGCUUGAAGAAUCACUUAAAAAGGUGGAUACUUCUGAUCCAUUUGCUAUAUGUGGAAUUAUUGAUCAAUUUUCACAACAGCCAUCUGUGAAAGGAAGUAGUGCUAUGAAUAGGAUGGAAAUCAUCAACAGAUGCUUCUCCAAAAGAACAGUCGAAGAAAUCAUAUCCGCUCUUGAACAAGAAGCUCCAAGUGUGGCCGAUAAAUUGGUUACUGCUGCAAUCCAGUCAUUGCGGAAGGCUUCUCCUACUAGUCUGAAAAUCUCUCUCGCAUCGAUAAGAGAAGGGAGACUGCAAACUGUUGGUGAGUGCUUGCGCCGAGAAUAUAGAAUGGUUUGCCAUGUGAUGCGCGGUGACUUCAGCAGAGAUUUCUUUGAGGGAUGCAGGGCGAUACUUGUAGAUAAAGAUCGAAACCCAAAGUGGAUGCCGCCAACUCUGGAUCAAGUGCAUGAUGGGGUAGUUGCAAAAUAUUUCUCCAAGGUCGACGAUCCACAGUGGGAAGAUUUGAACCUACCAACUAGGUCUUCCCAUGGAAGAAGAAUUGUUCCCAAGCUCUGAUGGAAGUCUCAUGCGGAGGAUUCAGAUGAAGCCUUGACGGGUGCUCGUGAGUAAAACAUAUGUCUUGAAUGAAUCCAUAGACAUAACUGAUGGAAUAAAUCGGAAGUACAUCUUGUAGAUAGAUUAACUGUUAUUACCACACAAAUUUCUUUGUCAGUUGCUACUAGUAUAAUACUGGAAGGAAGUAAGUGUUAGUGAUAUAAUCCUGGCUGCGGUUGCUCUCCAAAGCUGGAGCUUAUGUUACAGGCUACCGGCUUCCA